AUGGAUGAACACAUUUUCUGCAAUGAUGUUGUGGAUCCGCAACUUACAGGGGUGCUGUUGCAAUCCCCCAAUCCUGAAGAUCCACCGUUGCGGCUACACUACAAAUUCAAGAUCCUGGUCCAAGAUGGGGCCGCCCAGAAGUUUUGCCUUGCUAUAAAAGGUGACUCAGGCUCUAAGUUUUGUGUCAAGUGUAAGAAUGCAAUAUGCAUAAGAUCGGAAGUUCAAGCAAGCGAGAAUGACGAAGAGGACGAUGACACUUCUACAGCCAAGUAUACAAGGAAAUCGCAGCUACAGUUCGCAACUGAUCCCGAAGUACUUGAGAGCUGGCAAAGGAUGGAGCAAAGGUUCCUUUCUGAAACACCCCAAAAUUUUGCAAAGUGGGAGCAGGCGACUGGUUUCUCGUUUUCUUCCCAAGCCUUGCUGGGUUCGACGAAGCUCAGACCUUUUUUGGAGCCGGUGAGCUGUUAUAUGCACGACUGGAUGCAUGGAGUUGUUGCCAAUGGAACCUUGAACAUCGUGGGAUAUCUUUUCCUUCAAGCAAUGCAGCAGCAAGGUCUUCAGAGUUGGUCUUCGUUUCGGGACUACCUCGGCUUCUGGGUGUUGCCUGCAGCUUUCAAAAAGGCAUGCCCGGAUCUCCCAAGUUUGUUCGACAGCAAGCGGGUGGAUUCAUGCAAGAAGAGCAGCAAACUCAAAAUGCAAGCUUCCGAACUGUUGUGCAUCGGGCCCAUCCUGUCCCAUUUCGCAUCAACUGCAUGUGCUGGAGCAGUAGAUCAGAGGCCUUGCAAGGCAUUGGUUGCCAUGGUAUUCUUCUUGGACCUUUUGACAUGUGUGGUGCAUGGGUGUGUGCGAGCAACAGACCUGGACAAAGCGGCUGAGCGAGCCCUUGGCUUGGUCGUGGAAAGCGGCUGGCAAGCUUCCAUGGUCAAAAAGUUUCACUGGAUGCUUCAUUAUGGAGACAGCUUGAGCAAGCACGGUUGUCUCAUUCCGUGUUUUGCUAUGGAGCGAAAACACAAACAGUUGACCAAAAUCGGAACUCCAAUAAAAAACAUGAAAGCCUACGAAAAGGCAGUGCUCGAAGAGGUCGUUUCCGACCAGCUAUUUAACUUGAGGCAACCGGGCCGCUUCGACAUGUCGUGCAGGCUGCUUUCUGAAAGUUGCAAGGCCAGUCGGGCCAUGCAGGAGCUUCUUGCCCAGCAUGGUGUGACAGCGGGCCAGGCCAGCAUCUGCAGAACCUUGAAGCUUGCUGGGGGCGGAUCUGUUUCAACUGGUGAUGUUGUGCUGCUGAAGCUGCAAGCGGUUCUGGCUUGUGGCAUCUUGCUGGCCAACUUUGACAACGGGCAGACUCACAGCAUUGUGAAGUUCUUAGACUUCCACAAGAGACUGGCUGAUGCUGCUGAAUGGAAGGAAGCACAUGACAACACAGCUCAUGUGGUUAGCAGCUCUGCGAUAAUCUGUGCCGUCACGUAUUCCAAAUCCUCUGAUGUGUAUCGUACCUUGUUGCCGUACAAUGCUCGCCAGCUUCUGGCAUGA
Messenger RNA from Symbiodinium necroappetens, 1530 nucleotides. NCBI's taxonomy places the organism in Eukaryota, Dinophyceae, Suessiales, Symbiodiniaceae. The record is from the annotation of a GenBank genome assembly.